AGUAAUUUAGUUCCUUUUUUUUUUUUUUCUCAUUUUGUCUUUCCUUUUUUUCCCCAUGGUGAAGUUGAUCAUCUUCUGAUUUUAGGGCUCUAGUCCUCUGUAAUACUUAGCCUCCAAAUUGCCUUCUUUCCAAAAUUUGAGCAUACCUUUGAAUUCCUAAUUUGCAUUCAAGAUACACACUAAAAAAAGGAAUGAGCUUCAAGCUUCCAGAUUGAAUGAUUUGGUUUUUAUUCAAUUUAAUGCAAAGUUAUCCAACAAGAAAAAGAGAGUGAGAAUGGAGGUAUCUUACUUACUAGCGAUGCCACUAAUGCACAAGGAUGAAGCAUUAGGGGCAGAUUUAGUUUUAAAGCAUAGAAGAAGCACUAGGUCUCAUUUUACUCAUACUACUCCUCUGAUGAGAGAGCUUAAUGAAGAGUUAGAUGAGUCUUUUGAUAAGGAGGAACUAGGGGUAGACGAAGACGUUGGAUUUGCUAAUAGUGAUGCAAAUAGGGUGCUCCAAUUUCAAGAAGAUGAUGCAGAACCUUGGUUUGAUGAUGAAUAGUUGCAGUUGGGUUUUAGUUUUAUUUUUGUGUAUGUUUUUUAUUUUAGUUCAGCAUAGUAGACAAUACGAUUGUGUAGCAACUAUAUUUUAGUUUUUUGGCAUUUGGAUUUUAGUUCUUGUUUUGUCUAUGGAUUUGGAUUUUAAUUUAGUCCAAUAGUGUAAGUAUGCAAUUAUGUUUCAAGUUUCAACCAUGUUUUUCUUUUUUGCAUUUGGACUUUAGCUUUUCUACUGUUCAUGACUUCAUGGAUUUAAAUUUUGGAUUUUAGCUCAGUCGUGCAACUUUGUUUUAGUUUUGUUUUUUUUACUCUCAUCUUGUUACUAUUGCUAUUGGAUUUUGGUAUUGUUUAAGGCUAGAGCCUCUAGACAAUCAAGCCUUUCUUCCUAA
This is a messenger RNA of Rubroshorea leprosula, 926 nucleotides long. NCBI's taxonomy places the organism in Eukaryota, Viridiplantae, Streptophyta, Magnoliopsida, Malvales, Dipterocarpaceae. The record is from the annotation of a GenBank genome assembly.